AUGGCGCUCCCAUCUCCCCGCCUUCGUCACUACAGGACGAUGACAGCCAUCUGCUUCGUCUGCAACCUGCCCAUCCUGAGCCACCAGGUGGGGCUCGUCUGGCAGGGUGGCAAUGGCUGGGACGACCUCGUCCGGGAGCAGGUGGAGGAGUCGACGCUGCGUCAGCGGCUUGGCGCGGGGCGGCGCGACUCGGCGGCGCAGAUCACGUCGGUGUCGCCGCCCACCGAGACGCAGGAGACGUCGCCGCCCACGACGGCGGGCCGGCGCCGGCGCUCCUCACUGGCCCAGCUGACCGACAUCUUGCGCGAGUGGGGCGGCGGCAGCUCGCACGGAUCCCGCUCGCUGAGAGGCUCCAGCCACAAGGACCCACUCACCAGUCGGCGGGAGACGCUGGCGGACCUGGCCAAGUCGCUGCCCUGGGGGCGCUCCUCCACGACGACGUCGGCGCCGCCCCCGGAGACGCACACAUCGUCAGGCUUCGGCUUCCGCAAGAGGCGAGAGUCCUCGGCGGACGCCACGCUCACUGGCCGCAAGCGCAGGGAUUCCUCCGCCAUCUCUGACCUCAGGUCUGACCUGGCGCGGCUGUGGUCCUCGCGGCGGGACUCGAGCGCGACAUCCGGAGCAACCAUCAUCACUGCCAGGGACCCAGCUCAGCGGCGCGGCUCUGGGGAGUCGUCCAGGAGCGGUGGGCGCCGGGACUCUACCACUGUGAUCGCCUCCUCUGGCUCGAGGAGGGGCUCUGGGGAGUCUGCGCGCUCAGUUACUGUCCCUCUCGCUCUGACAAAGAUAGAUGCCACAUUCUAUGACAAAUGUAGCUUCACUAAAGUGACUCCGCACGUUGGUCUGCAGGAGCAGCGGCCGUCGACGUCGUCCACGGCGUCGGACUCGGGGCCGUCCAUGGCUGUGCCCGCGCCUCCUCCGUCCUCCUCAGCCGCCGGCGCUGCAGCGAGCCCCUGUUGGCGGCAGGUGUACUACAAGAGCCGGCGCGACUCGCGGUCGCACGCGUCGCCGGAGCGGCGCUCGUCGGGCAAGGAGUCUUCGGGCAAGUUCCCGCGGCUGCCGCGCCAGUCGACGGCCAUCGACGAGAGCUCGCUGCCGCCGGGGGUCGGCGGCGGCGGCGGGCGGCGCGGCUCGCAGCCCACGCUGUCGCCAGACCUGCAGCCCGCGUCCGACGACGGCGGCGGGGGGCCUCCGGGCCCGGGGGCGGGGCGCAAGGCGCGCCGCGAUUCGCUCAGCCCCGACUCCGCCUCCUACAGCCGCGGCCGCCGAGACUCGCGCACACACCUCUCUCCGGACAGGGACCGCGAGGUGUCGCCGGUGGGUCGCACGCGGCGCGGCCGGCUGCGGCGGCAGUCGACGUCGAUCACGGGCGGCCCGCUGUCUCGCGCGGGCUCGGUGUGCCCGCCGCCGCCGCGCUCUCCCGACUCCUGCUCGUCCACCUGCUCCUCCAGGGACCCCUCGCCCUGCGCCCGCGAGCGCGCCGGCAGCUCGGCCGGGCCCAUCGCGCACGCGCCCGCCAUCCGCCGGCAGUCCACCACCGAGGAGAUCCUCAUCGCCAGGGGGUUCCGGCGGCAGUCUACCACUGAGGAGAUGAUCCGGUGCCGCAACUUCCGGCGCCAGAGCUCGCAGUCUGCGGAGGAGUGCACGCGCUCCCGCGGCCGUCGCGACUCGUCGGCGCAGAUCAUCGACGGCACCUUCGCCACCAUGACCGUCGAGACGAGCAGCACCUUCUUCGACUCGAGCACGCAGACAGGUGAGUAG
Schistocerca piceifrons (Central American locust) is the source of this 1761-nucleotide messenger RNA. RefSeq names its product serine/arginine repetitive matrix protein 1-like. The coding region runs from base 1 to 1761 and encodes 586 amino acids. NCBI's taxonomy places the organism in Eukaryota, Metazoa, Arthropoda, Insecta, Orthoptera, Acrididae. The record is from RefSeq and is a predicted model, not a curated record. The transcript is spliced from 10 exons.